AUGGCAGCACCGGGAGGCCUCGCUUGGGUCUUCCCUAGUGGAGGAGGAGCUCGUUUAUCCCCCAAUAAUAGAGGCUCCUGCCAGGGGAACUCGGUGGAGAGGAAGAUCUACAUCCCCCUCAACAAGACGGCCCCGUGCGUUCGCCUCCUGAACGCCACCCACCAGAUCAGCUGCCAGUCCUCCAUCAGUGGAGACACGGGGGUGAUCCACGUGGUUGAGAAGGAGGAAGACCUCAACUGGGUGCUUGCUGAUGGCCCACACCCCCCCUACAUGAUCCUGCUGGAUGGGCAACUCUUCAACAGGAGGGUGAUGCUGAAGCUGAAGAAAACCUCCCGAGUGUCUGGCCUGGCUGUGACCAUUUCCAAGCCCAGCCCUGCUCAGGGGUUCUCACCUGGUUUGAAGUGUCCCAAUGAUGGGUUUGGUGUUUAUUCCAAAGAUUAUGGCCCCCAGUUUGCCCACUGCAACCAGACCCUGUGGAACCCCCUGGGCAGUGAACUUUCCUAUGAGGACUUUGACUUCCCAAUUUUUCUCCUUGAAGAUGCCAACGAGACACAAGUUAUUAAGCAGUGCUACCAAGACCACAAUGUCCCUCGGGAUGGGGUUGGCCCUGAGUACCCCCUGUGUGCCAUGCAGCUCUUCUCCCACAUGCAUGCUGUCACCAACACUGUCACCUGCAUGAGGCGCAGCUACCUCCAAAGCACCUUCAGCAUCAGUCCAGAGAUCAUGUGUGAUCCCCUUCUUGACUACAACGUGUGGAGCACUUUGCAGCCCAUCAACUCCUCUGGGAAAGUUGAGCCUGACAAGGAAUUUAUUCUUGUUGCCACAAGAAUUGACAGCCAUUCCUUCUUCUGGAACAUUGCUCCUGGGGCAGAGAGUGCUGUCUCCUCCUUUGCCACCCACUUGGCUGCUGCUGAAGCCCUUCAUAAAAUGCCAGAUAUUCAUUCCCUGCAAAGGAAUAUCAUGUUCACCUUCUUCCAAGGGGAGACCUUUGACUACAUUGGCAGCUCCAGGAUGGUGUAUGACAUGGAAAAGGACAAGUUCCCUCUCCGUUUGGACAACAUCCAUUCCUUCCUGGAGCUGAAUCAGGUGGCUCUGAGGGAGAACUCAGUGCUCUGGAUGCACACGGAUCCCGUCUCAAGGAUGAAUCAAUCUGUUGAAGUGCAGGUUAGAAACUUGCUGGAUAUUCUGAGCCGCAGCAGCCAGGGAGCGAACGUGACUUUCCAGGAAGCUCAGUUUUCACAACCUCUUCCUCCCUCCUCCUUCCAACGUUUCCUCCGUGCCCGGCACAUCCCAGGGGUGGUCCUGACCGACCACGAGGCUGCCUUCCACAACAGAUACUACCAGAGCAUGUAUGACACCCCAGAGAACAUCCAGAUGCAGUAUCCUGAGGGGCUGAGCCCUGAGGAAACCUUGGAAUAUGUCACAGACACAGCCAAGCCCCUGGCAGAGGUGCCCACGGUGGUGGCCCGUGCCCUGUACCGACUGGCAGGGGGAGCCAGCAGCACCUCGGCCAUCCAGGCAGAUCCAAGAACGGUCACUCAAAUGCUCUAUGGAUUUCUGAUUAAAAUGAACAAUUCCUGGUUUCAAUCCAUCAUUAAACCAGACUUAAAAGGAAUUCUGGGUGAUGUUCCUCAACACUAUGUGGCUGUUGCUGGCCCUGUGAACACCACCUACCUUGUGCAGUAUGUCCUGGCCAACCUCACAGGCACUGUGGUUAACCUCACCAAGGAAGAGUGCCAGAACCCUGAAAAGGCACCCAACACUGAGCAUGAGAUCUAUGACUAUGCCUGGGUUCAAGGUUCCCUGGACCCCAACUCAACAUCCCGAGUCCCCUUCUGUGUUCGGUCAAGUGUCCACCUGAGCAAAGCUCUUUCUCCUGCCUUUGAGCUGAGGCAGUGGGGAUCCACAGAAUAUUCCACAUGGACAGAGAGUCGGUGGAAAGAGAUCCGUGCCAGGAUAUUCCUGGUAGCCAGCAAGGAGCUAGAGAUCCUCACCUUGCUGGUGGGCAUUGCCAUCCUCAUCAUCUCCCUCUUUGCCACCUACUUCAUCAAUGCCAAAGCUGAUGUCCUUUUCAGCAUCCCACGGGACCCUGGGGCUGUGUCUUACUGAAGAUUGAGAAGUCUUAACCCCUUGGAUUACAAUUGUCAAAGAGCAAACUACACUGGAAUGCCCCUCUCCCUGGAUA
This is a messenger RNA of Chaetura pelagica (chimney swift), 2185 nucleotides long. It is a transcript of the gene NCSTN, whose product is annotated as nicastrin. Lineage: Eukaryota; Metazoa; Chordata; Aves; Apodiformes; Apodidae. Gene Ontology annotation, biological process: Notch receptor processing; protein processing. Gene Ontology annotation, cellular component: membrane. The coding region runs from base 1 to 2109 and encodes 702 amino acids. The transcript is spliced from 17 exons. The record is from RefSeq and is a predicted model, not a curated record.